AUGUACCUAAUAGAAUCCCCGAUUUUUUAUUUGGUACGUGAGGAUGAACGCAUGGCCUUAGAGUCAUUGAUAGCUUUACAAAAACCUCAUGAAUUAACAUCUGAAACAUACGAACAGUUGGAGGAACACAAACGUUAUUUGGCCGAAAGUAAGGAAAAAACAUUUAAGGAAAAUGCCAUCUACGGUAUCCCAGCUUUGUUAAAACUUUGUUUCUAUCGUUCCUUUAUGACUCUUGGAUUUUCAUAUUUAGUUAAUUUUGCUUUUGCAUAUUCGUCGCUUGUUACCAUAGAACUCAAUUCAUAUUCAUAUAUUUUCUAUGCAUUUGCAAAAUUAUUAGGUCCAUUGAUUGCCUCAUUUACAUUAGAUUCCAUAGGCAGAAAACCAACUAUGAUUAUAGGUUUCUUCGGUAGCUCAAUUUUGGCAUUCGUAGUGGGUGUUAUUUUUAAAAAUGAAAUAAAUUAUACCAUCAUCGAACGCAUGAACUCCGUUAAAUAUGUUUUAAUCUUCUUUCAACUUUUCUCCUCCCUAUCAAUGGCUUCGUCAUCGGCCUAUUUGAGUGAAGCUUUUCCGUUGCCGGUUAAACGUCAUUAUUUGACCAUUGUUUUUAUCGUAGAAAUGCUUGUUCACAUUAUAAUUGGCUCUAACAAACAGCUAUUUAUUGUUAGUAAUAUAUUCCUUAUCUCUGAUUAUUUCCUAACUUUGGGUUCUCUCUCACUGGUAUUUUUACUGAUGUCAGUAUUUGUUAUGCCAGAAACUAAAUCGUGUUCUCUACCUAUAAUGCGUUCCAGAGUAUUAAGAUAA
Molecule: messenger RNA, 801 nt
Organism: Lucilia cuprina (Australian sheep blowfly)
Lineage: Eukaryota; Metazoa; Arthropoda; Insecta; Diptera; Calliphoridae
Exons: 2
Coding region: 1-801 (266 amino acids)
Biological process (GO): transmembrane transport
Cellular component (GO): membrane
Molecular function (GO): transmembrane transporter activity
Source: RefSeq, a predicted model, not a curated record